Dinoponera quadriceps is the source of this 1390-nucleotide messenger RNA. It is a transcript of the gene IFT46, whose product is annotated as intraflagellar transport protein 46 homolog. Lineage: Eukaryota; Metazoa; Arthropoda; Insecta; Hymenoptera; Formicidae. Gene Ontology annotation, cellular component: centrosome; intraciliary transport particle B; motile cilium. Gene Ontology annotation, biological process: intraciliary transport; cilium assembly. The transcript is spliced from 3 exons. Bases 134 to 1129 code for a protein of 331 amino acids. The record is from RefSeq and is a predicted model, not a curated record.
UUUUCUUUUCGCUACCACGAACAAACAAUUUGCAAGCUUCCUAGCGUGCAAUUCGUGCAUCCGUUCGCCCACCACCGUCAUACAGACCCUGAGAGCGAUCGUCGAAGGACGUGCUCAUGGACGUUCUUCGACGAUGGACGCUAAGGAGAGCAGCGAGGACGAGGAGGAGACGCGGCGCGAAGUCCCGGCACCGUUCGACAAGUUCGACGAGACCAUUGUGGUGCGUAACGCCGAGGAGAUCAAGAGCCCUGUGAAUCUGAGGCCUUCCACUUCCAGAAAGAGCAGGAAAGCCAUACUGACGAGUGACAGCUCGAACACGUUGGAGUCGAGCUCGCCGCGCGGGAAACACGAUUUUCGAAGAUAUUCGGGCAACGAACUCAGCUUCAGCAAGCCGAUAGAUAUCGGUAGCGAUCCCUCGGACAGCGAGGAAAGCGACGAUGAUGACAUACAGGGUACAAAUGUUGCGAAACCAGUCGACCUGUACAAUCCGAAGGAAUUCGAGAACCUGGAGGCGUCGACGGAGGUCAAGGAGUUAUUUCAAAACAUAACAAGGUACACGCCGCAGAGGAUCGAGCUGAACUACAAGCUGAUACCGUUCAUUCCCGACUACAUACCGGCGGUCGGCGACAUAGACGCCUUCAUAAAGGUGCCCAGGCCGGACGGUGUGGAGGAUAAGAUCGGCCUGACGGUAUUGGACGAGCCGUGUACCGACCAGUCGGACCCGGCGGUGCUACAUCUGCAGCUGCGCAGCCACUCGAGGAGCGCCGGUGCCGCUCGGCAGGCGGUAGUCAAGCGGAUCGAGGACGCCGAGAGGAACGGCAGGUCCAUCGACAAGUGGAUCGACGACAUGAAUCAGCUGCACCGGAGCAAGCACCCGCCGGCGGUGCAGAUCAACCGGACGAUGCCGGACAUCGACGGACUGAUGCAGCAGUGGCCGACCCAGGUGGAGGAGAAGUUCAACGAGCUGCAGGUGGACCUGUCGGACCUCGAGUGCAGCCUGCCGCAGCUGGUCGACGUCGCCUGCAACCUCCUGGACAUACCGGCGCGCGACGGCGCCCGACUGGAGGCCCUUCACACGCUGUUCACCCUUUUCCUCGAAGUCAGGAACGUCGAGAGCCAGAACUUUUGAACGGCAAACCGGCGAGGAAACCACGAAUGGAUAAUAAUAUCUUUCAACCAGAUAAAAUUAUUCGGUCACGAUAAAUAUGUAAAAUGAAACAGAUAAUUUCCUUGGAAAAGUUCUUUCGUAAGAAAAUUAUCUUUCGUUUUAACUAAAUUUUGUUUAUUUGAGAUAAAGAUACAUAUUCUCAGUCCCACAAUCGUACUUAAUAAUCGAAACAUUAGCUUCUUUGGAGCAUGCCAAUGAUGAAGUUUGUUUGGAUGUAAUAAA